UUAAAGAUAUUCUGUGUUAUCAUGAUUAGAGUCUAAGAGCCUGCUGCCUCUUGAUCUUUGCUACCUGUGGAGCAUGGACUGGGGAUUUAAAGCAGCAGCCCUGAAGAGACCUGAACCCUAAGCAGAGCUGCCUCCACCCUUUAACCCAUGUGACUCUGCCUGUGACAACCCCGCCCAUCUUCACUGGACCCAAAUCAGGAGCCAGGCUGUGGGGGUACCUGGUGGUGGUGAUGCUGUCAGGGGAGGAGCCCAUAUUUGAAUGUGAGGGGCCAAUGCACUGUCGGACAGAGGCAGUGAAGAAGCAUUGAUUGAAGCAAGAUUUUCUUGGUCUCAGACUUUCAGGGAGCCAAGAAAGACACUCUGGAGACCGCCAUGGACAGCCUCCUGAUGAACAAGAGGAAGUUUCUUUACCACUUCAAAAACGUCCGCUGGGCUAAGGGUCGGCAUGAGACCUACCUGUGCUAUGUGGUGAAGAGGCGGGACAGUGCCACUUCCUUUUCACUGGACUUCGGUCACCUGCGCAACAAGUCGGGCUGCCACGUGGAGUUGCUGUUCCUCCGCUACAUCUCCGACUGGGACCUGGACCCGGGCCGGUGCUACCGCGUCACCUGGUUCACCUCCUGGAGCCCCUGCUACGACUGCGCCCGGCACGUGGCCGACUUCCUGCGAGGGAACCCCAACCUCAGCCUGAGGAUCUUCACCGCGCGCCUCUACUUCUGCGACGAGGACCGCAAGGCCGAGCCCGAGGGGCUGCGGCGGCUGCACCGCGCGGGCGUCCAGAUCGCCAUCAUGACCUUCAAGGAUUACUUUUACUGCUGGAAUACUUUUGUAGAAAAUCAUGAAAAAAAUUUCAAGGCCUGGGAAGGGCUGCAUGAAAAUUCAGUUCGUCUCUCCAGACAGCUUCGCCGCAUCCUUUUGCCCUGUAUGAGGUGA
Microcebus murinus (gray mouse lemur) is the source of this 933-nucleotide messenger RNA. RefSeq names its product activation induced cytidine deaminase (gene AICDA). Gene Ontology annotation, molecular function: RNA binding; zinc ion binding; cytidine deaminase activity. Gene Ontology annotation, biological process: negative regulation of single stranded viral RNA replication via double stranded DNA intermediate; defense response to virus; DNA cytosine deamination. NCBI's taxonomy places the organism in Eukaryota, Metazoa, Chordata, Mammalia, Primates, Cheirogaleidae. The record is from RefSeq and is a predicted model, not a curated record. Gene Ontology annotation, cellular component: cytoplasm; P-body; nucleus.